GACGCUGGUUAAAAAGCAUCGAGGUGGUGCUAGAGACAAACAUCGCAAACGCGGCACCAUAGCAGGCGGAUCAAAAAAAAAAAAAACAAAACCUCCCUUUCUCAAAAGAAAAAGCACAGGAACCCUGCCCCAGAUCUGAGCUUCUCUGUAUUGCCGCCAGCUACUAUUUGCAGAAGGAACCCCCGAGUGGUUCUGCAUUCUGCUCUGCUCGUCUGCGUUGGGAUUAAAGAGCCCGCUAUGUCCAGCGUGCAGCAACUUUUCGGCGGCAGUGUGGAGAGGAUGGCGGCUAGAAGGAGCUUUCCUCACCACGCCACCACCGCCGUGUGUAGGAGCCUCUUCGGACCCAUUGACCACGAGGAGCUGCGACGGGAGGCCAAGAACAAGCUGCGGGAGAUCAGCGAACAGGCCCAACAGAAGUGGAAUUUCAACUUCGCCACGGACACCCCGCUGGAAGGUGGCGAGUACCAGUGGGAGGAAGGCAGCGACGUGCCCGUCUUCUACCGGGAAAUCAUCCAGAGGGGGAAGGUCCGUCUGCAGUGUCCGGCUCUCGAGUCCUGCAACUCUGAUAGCGAGAGCUGUGCUCCCGCCGGCCUGGACUCCCCCGACAUCGUCCAGCGGUUAUCGGGGCUGGAAAACGGAGAGACCAACCAAGAAAACCGAUCGGAUAACUUGCACUCAGGAAUUAAAACGGGCAGAGUGGCGUGCGCUCGGAAAAAGGGCUCAACGGGGCACAUCACAGAUUUUUUCGUCAAACGAAAAAGGACGAUUGGAGACAAAGCUCCCAGUGAGAACGGAUCUCUGCCGGGAGAACAAACUCCACGCAAGAGAAUACGAUAGAGAAAAAAAAAAGAAACGAUAAAAAGGACAACAGAAAUAAAAUUAUUUGCACUCCACGUUUUUUUUUCGGUGCAAUGAAAAGAAGUGGCUGACAGCGACCAUUCGCCAUCCUGACUGUUUUGUUCCCGAAAGGCUGUUCAAAAGAAGACUACACUGACCCGAGUAUCAGGGAUGAAGACUGGCUCUUUCGAUUGUGUUGAUUGCAUACCCAGUACAUGUAGCAACCAGUCCCCACUGGUGGAUGUGCCAUUACCGCCAGUGUUAAGGAGCGAAUCCAGCCAUUCAAAUCUGAACAUUAUGUAUCCACACUGGUCAAGUGUAAUGCUUAACAAUGAAUAUAUUACGGGGAAAAAUAAGUUCUAAAUAGUGCUCUGCUGAUAUCUCUCAGUACAACUCGAGAUGUAUAUUUGUAAAUUACAAAAGCUUAUACUAACUUAUAUUUCAUAUUUAUGUUAAGAAUGGUUCCAUCAGUUCUGGCACCCAAUUAGCUCCCUUUAUGUCGGGACGAAAGGGCACUCUCUUGCUUUAUUUACAAAGUCUGUAAAUAUGUUUUUAUUUUUUUAGUUUGUGUCUUACGUCCACAUCUCGUAUGUAGCCAAAAUGUUUUGUAUACUUGAAGGUUGAGCAUAGGGUUCCAUUUUUUUUGUUUCUGAGCCGUUCAUGUACCACUGCCACAUUUUGUGUUGGUAAAGUUUGGAAAGACAAAAAAAAAUCACAUUUUUUCAACUGAAUAAAUGAAUACAGUUUAAUUUU
Molecule: messenger RNA, 1590 nt
Organism: Leucoraja erinaceus (little skate)
Lineage: Eukaryota; Metazoa; Chordata; Chondrichthyes; Rajiformes; Rajidae
Gene: cdkn1cb
Product: cyclin-dependent kinase inhibitor 1Cb
Exons: 3
Coding region: 238-837 (199 amino acids)
Biological process (GO): regulation of cell cycle
Cellular component (GO): nucleus
Molecular function (GO): cyclin-dependent protein serine/threonine kinase inhibitor activity
Source: RefSeq, a predicted model, not a curated record